AUGACAAACCUCACCUAUGUCCAACUACUCCAGGCUUCCUUUGCCGCUGUUUUCUCCCAAACCCUCCUCGCUCAGGCCCUCUUAUUCCAGACCCCAUUGUCUCACCACCUCAUCCAAUUCCUCUCCCACAAUCUCACAGUCUCGAUUUCAUGCACCGGCUGCCUACUCAUAUCCAUACUCUACUACUUCUACGCUCGUCCAUUCCCAGUUCUGAUGUUGGACUACGCCUGCUUUAAACCUGACUUCGAUAGUAAGCUCAGUUUAGAAGCGUUACUGUAUGUCAUUCGCCGGACUCAGCCCUUCUCCGCUAAAACCGAAGAGUUCAUGAAGGGCAUCUGUAACAAGUCUGGCCUGGGUGAUGAAACCUACUUACCCCCAGUCACCUUUCGAGCAGAGAACAGAGCUAAGUUAGUGUCCUCCAUUCAAGAAUCCAAGGAAGGGAUCUUCUCCGCCAUUGAUUCACUCCUCUCCAAAACCCAGAUCGACCCACAACGUAUAGACAUCGUCAUUGUCGCCUGCGGCAUGUUCGCGACGGUUCCUUCCCUUACGUCCCUCGUAGUCAAUCAUUACAACCUAAGGCCAGACGUUAAAACCUUCAACCUCUCAGGUAUGGGCUGCAGCUCAGGCGUCAUUUCCAUGGACAUGGCCGCCAAGCUCUUGAAAAGCAGCAGACUUAUAAGGUACGCACUCGUCGUCGUCACCGAGAACCUCAGCUCGAAUCGGUACUUUGGUCAUGACCGCUCCAUGGUCGUCGCCAACUGUAUCUUCCGUGUCGGUUGUGCUGCCGCGUUGAUCACGAACGACUCAAGCUGCCGCGCGGUCGCCAAGAUGGAACUCGUCAACUCGCUCAGGACUCACAAUGGAGCCGACGAUAGCGCCUACACAGCAGCGUUUCAACUCGAAGAUGAGGCCGGUAAUCUCGGGAUGUCACUCAAGAAAGACUUGGUUCGAGUUGCUGGCGUUGGCUUGCGUGAGCACAUUCGGUCGCUUGCGCCCCGAGUUCUCCCACUGAGUCAAUUAGUUUCGUAUGCGUACUCGGUCGUAAUGUCUGCACAAUCAUUCAGCGGCGAGUCGAAGCCAACUGUACCUGAUUUCACGACGGCAUUUGACCACAUGUGUAUCCACACGGGUGGGAAGGCUGUGAUAGAACAGGUGUCACGAGUGCUACGACUCGGAGACGAGGUGACAGAGCCGGCUCGGAUGUGUUUGCACCGAUUCGGGAACACGUCUAGUAGUCUGGUAUUCUACGAGUUGGGGUAUUUUGAAGCCAAGAAAAGAAUAAAGAGAGGAGAUAAGAUAUGGAUGCUGGCGUUUGGGACAGGGUUCAAGGUGUGUAGCCUGGUUUGGAAAUCGCUGAUGGAUUCGUGCAAAGAAGCUGAAAAUCCAUGGAGCGAUUGCAUCCAUCGAUACCCAUUAAAGAAGUAG
Molecule: messenger RNA, 1425 nt
Organism: Nelumbo nucifera (sacred lotus)
Lineage: Eukaryota; Viridiplantae; Streptophyta; Magnoliopsida; Proteales; Nelumbonaceae
Source: RefSeq, a predicted model, not a curated record